AAUGGAAGGGAGGCCAUUGGAGGCUGUUGGUGGGAGGGAAACGGGCAGUGGGGCUUCUCUGUUCACUGCCCUGGAGGAGGAAUGCUGGUGGCAGGGCCCUUUUUCGCCGCCUGGUGAGGCUCUGUGCAGGUCUCUUUGGGCGACUGAGCGGAGUAGAGAUUCUGCUGCUGUGUCAAGUGCGACGCAGGAACCUUGCCUCGCAGGAACCUUGCCUUGUUGCUAUAGCAACGAAUUUAGGCCGGCAGCUUGUCCCAUGUCACUGCCAGAGCUGGUGAGGAAACGGCUGAGCUCGUUCAGCCAAACGGUGUUUACUGACAACAACCGCACUGGACCCGAGGACAGAGGCGGUGAUGGCAUUCCUGAUAAUAAAAUAGUCUCCAAUUUACCCUUGCAGAUGUCCCUCUAUUUCAACCUUUGCUUUUUCCCAUUUUGGUGGCUGAGCAGUGUAGUUGUGCUGCAAUUGAAGUAUUCAUUCUUACCAGACUACUACAAAUUCAUCCUGGUGACAGUCAUUAUUUUAUCAACUCUGAUUGAGAUUAUCCGCCUGUACCUGGGGUAUAUGGGCAACCUGCAGGAAAAGGUUCCUGAGUUAGCUGGAUUUUGGCUCCUGAGUCUCCUUUUGCAACUGCCCUUAAUUCUCUUCCUGCUUUUGAAUGAAGGCCUGAAGAUCCAGCCACUGGAGCGAGCCAUCCACAUCAUCUUUGUAAUCUUCCUUGUUUUCCAGGUCAUUACUGCAUUCCUAGCCCUCAAAAGAAUGGUGAAUCAAUUGGCAACUCGCUUCCACCUUCAUGAGUUUGACCGGCUAGAUGAACAGUUACCCUCUGAUCAUCUAGCCUGGAAGCAAAGGAGGAUGGAUGCUCCAUGGGUGGUGAGACCACCUGUGGAAGAAAUUCGUUCAACAAGUGUUGGUUGGGGAUCUGCAGUGAGAGCUUGAUGGGCUGGAAAAGCAGGCAGCCACCUAUUGAUAAAUGUCCCUUGGUUCCUGUUUCCUUGUUUGUGUUUUUGAGAAUCCUUCUCCUGAGUUCAGCUUUUUAGAGAAAACAAGAAGGCACUCUUCCACAAGUAAUCUAUGAAAUGAGAGUCACCUUCUGGUGUGAUGCAAAACAUAACAUUGGACUGUGUAACCUACCUGUACUUUGCCGGCAUGCCUCAUGAACUGAAGAUUAGAUUUCUGUCCAGUCUUGCUCUUGUCUUUUUUUUUUUUAAAUCCAUAUGGGUUUUUCCUCUGCUUUGUGGUAUUUCAGUUUGUAUUCAUCCAUGGUCAUUUUUCGGUUGAGGAAAAAUGUUAUAUCAGCAUCAGAGCUCAGACUUGGUUUUUUCUCGGGAUACCUGGAGUGGGAAUGCCUUUUGUUUUGAAAAAACAAAAUGCUUAAUUUUUAAGCAUGCACACAUGUACAUACUUAAUAUUUCAAUAACUGUUGCAAAGAGAUAUUUUGUAAAAUAAAGAUUUUUGUAAUUAUCUUUUAA
Molecule: messenger RNA, 1467 nt
Organism: Hemicordylus capensis (graceful crag lizard)
Lineage: Eukaryota; Metazoa; Chordata; Lepidosauria; Squamata; Cordylidae
Gene: TMEM17
Product: transmembrane protein 17
Exons: 5
Coding region: 2-934 (310 amino acids)
Biological process (GO): non-motile cilium assembly
Cellular component (GO): ciliary transition zone
Source: RefSeq, a predicted model, not a curated record